Messenger RNA from Hermetia illucens (black soldier fly), 1871 nucleotides. It is a transcript of the gene eIF3d1, whose product is annotated as eukaryotic translation initiation factor 3 subunit D. Gene Ontology annotation, molecular function: translation initiation factor activity. Bases 128 to 1777 code for a protein of 549 amino acids. Gene Ontology annotation, cellular component: eukaryotic translation initiation factor 3 complex; cytoplasm. The record is from RefSeq and is a predicted model, not a curated record. Lineage: Eukaryota; Metazoa; Arthropoda; Insecta; Diptera; Stratiomyidae. Gene Ontology annotation, biological process: translational initiation. The transcript has 5 exons.
GGUUGUGACUCUUUCCUAAAGUCUUUUCUCCGGACUGUCACGUCGACGUUGUCUGGUCAAGAUUUUAAUAGAAUUUUCGUGGUAAAAACGGCUCUUCCUCAAGUGGAGUGGUUGCAAAAAGUGCGCUAUGAGUGAGAUAAUUUCUUCAAGCACCGAGUACGCGGCUUUUGAGAAGCCGGUGCUCCAAUAUAACGAGACUGGAUGGGGACCAUGCGAGCUGCCCGAGACUUUCAAGGAUAUGCCGUACCAACCUUUCAGCAAGAGCGACCGUCUAGGGAAGAUCUGUGAUUGGACGCUGCCCCAAACGAAUGAUAAGAAGUAUCAGAACAAAUACGCUUCGGCCUUUGGUACCGGAAGCACGUACGCAUAUUACCAUGAUGAGGAUGAAACUACUUUCCACUUGGUUGACACCACUCGAGUUCAAAAGCCUCCUUACCAACGUGGUCGAUUCCGUGGCAACAUGCGAAACAUGCGGGGCCGUGGUAUUCGCGGAGGAAUUCAAGGAGGCAUGCAAUCGUUGGGCAAAAGUGUUAAAGCUCGUGAUCAACGUCGCGGUAACAUGCGCAAGUGGGGCAAUCGCGGGCCACCACCGAAAAUCCGUGAUGCUUCCGUUGCCGUACGCGCCGAUUGGUCAACUGUUGAAGAAAUGGACUUCCCACGAUUGAUGAAGUUGUCUCUGCCUAACGUUAAGGAAGGUGAAGACGUUUACACCGCUGGAACUGUAGAAUUCUAUGAUAAGAGCUACGAUCGUGUUAAUGUUAAAAAUGAACGAGCAUUGCAAAAGGUCGACAGAAUCUUCCAUACCGUUACAACAACUGACGACCCCAUCAUUCGUCGUCUGUCGAAGACUGUUGGCAAUGUAUUUGCCACUGACGCCAUCUUAGCUACGAUUAUGUGUUGCACACGUUCAAACUAUUCAUGGGAUAUUGUCAUUGAGAAGAUUGGAGAUAAAUUGUUUAUGGAUAAACGUGAUAAUACGGAAUUUGAUUUGCUCACCGUGAAUGAGACGUCCAUUGAGCCACCGCAAGAUGAUGGAAACUCAUUGAAUUCGCCACGUAAUUUGGCAAUUGAGGCGACGUUUAUUAAUCAUAACUUCAGUCAACAGGUCCUCAAAAGUGGUGAAAAGGAGACUAAAUAUAAAUUUGAAAACACAAAUCCAUUCAUCGGGGAUGAUGAGGAAGGUGAAGUAGCAAGUGUCGCCUAUCGUUAUCGCAAGUGGGACUUGGACAAUGGAAUCGUGCUUGUCGCUCGUUGCGAGCACGAUGCCGUCAUGCAAACUCCCAAUGGGGAAACACAAUUUCUUACAAUCAAAGCUCUCAACGAAUGGGAUUCGAAAUUGGCAAACGGAGUCGAAUGGCGUCAAAAGUUGGAUACACAGCGAGGUGCAGUUUUAGCCAACGAACUACGCAACAACGCUUGCAAAUUGGCCAAGUGGACAGUACAAGCUAUUCUGGCAGGAUCUGAUCAAAUUAAAUUCGGUUAUGUUUCUCGUGCUCACGUUCGAGAUUCUUCUCGUCAUGUUAUCCUUGGAACGCAACAGUUCAAACCACAUGAAUUUGCCACUCAAAUUAAUUUGAGCAUGGACAAUGCUUGGGGUAUCUUGCGAUGCAUCGUUGAUAUUUGCAUGAAGCAGAAAGACGGAAAAUACUUAAUUAUGAAGGAUCCAAACAAGCCUAUGAUCAGAUUGUAUGAUAUUCCUGAUAAUACAUUCGAAACAGACGGUUCGGAAGAUUCGGGAGAUGAGGGCGAGGCCUUCCGAUUGGAAUAUAAUAUAUAAUUUUCUUACAUCAAAUUUUACAAAUAACCAUCAGUUUACUAUGAAGAUAAUAGAAAUGCCUUUUUUUAAAUAAACAUUAUAGUAAGGCAGAAAA